GACUGAACAUACUGCAUGCUCCCAUCAAUCACAACAAACUUCAAUUUCCUUUCUUUUUACGUGCUCUUUUAUAGCGUUCAAAAUGACUAUUCGCCCAGCAUAUAGACCUAAAAUUGUGAAGAAGCGGACAAAGCAUUUUAUACGUCAUCAAUCUGAUCGUUAUGCUAAGCUUUCUCAUAAAUGGCGUAAACCAAAAGGUAUCGACAACAGAGUACGUCGUCGUUUUAAGGGACAAUAUUUGAUGCCCAACAUUGGUUAUGGUUCAAAUAAACGCACCCGCCAUAUGCUGCCUACAGGAUUUAAAAAGUUUCUCGUACAUAAUGUAAAGGAAUUGGAAGUCCUCAUGAUGCAAAACCGUGUAUACUGUGGCGAGAUCGCACGCGGUGUGUCAUCAAAAAAACGCAAGGAAAUUGUUGAACGUGCUAAGCAAUUGUCUAUUAGAUUGACAAAUCCAAAUGGUCGCUUGCGCUCACAAGAGAAUGAAUAAGCUUAGUUGUCUUUGCUUAGUUGUGUACACAAAUCUUAAAAAACAUUAAAAAAAUUACCAUAUUCCACA
Molecule: messenger RNA, 556 nt
Organism: Teleopsis dalmanni
Lineage: Eukaryota; Metazoa; Arthropoda; Insecta; Diptera; Diopsidae
Gene: RpL32
Product: 60S ribosomal protein L32
Exons: 3
Coding region: 83-487 (134 amino acids)
Biological process (GO): translation
Cellular component (GO): cytosolic large ribosomal subunit; ribosome
Molecular function (GO): structural constituent of ribosome
Source: RefSeq, a predicted model, not a curated record